AUGGCGCCACCGAUAUCCGCCGAUGCCUUGGUGGAGGCUGCCUCGGCCGUCGCCGCGUCGUCCCCAGCCAUCGCGCCGAAUGGAAUGGUUCUCAAGGACGUGGCGGCGCCGGCGGCCAUCUCUGUCGUCUCGAAGCAGACGGUUCGGCCUGCCGGCGCGUCGGCCGCGCUGGUCGGGGGAGACCUCAGGCUCUCGGUGUCCGACAUGCCGAUGCUAUCGUGCCACUACAUCCAGAAGGGGCUCUUCUUCCCGCCGCCUCCCGGCGUGCUCACGACGGCCUCGCUGGUGUCGUCGCUCGUGACGGCGCUCUCCCGCGCACUCGGCGUCUUCCCCGCGCUCGCAGGCCGCCUCGUCACGCUCCACGACGACAGCAUCGUGAUACGGUGCGGCGGCGACGACGACGCGGCCGUCGAGUUCUACCACGCCGUCGCACCGUCCCUGUCGCUUGGCGACUUCCUAGUGCCCGGCGCCGACGUGCCGACCGGUCUCACGAAUGCCCUGUUCCCCAUGGACCGGACGGUGAGCUACGGCGGCCACGCGCGCCCGCUCACGUCGUUCCAGCUCACCGUGCUCGGCGACGGCGCCGUGUUCGUCGGCUUCGUCGCCAACCACGCCGUCGUGGAUGGCACCUCCUUUUGGCACUUCUUCAACACGUGGGCGGGGCUGUGCCGCGGCGGCGCGCCGAUCCGGGAGCCCGAUUUCCGCCGCAACUUCUUUGGCGACUCCACCGCCGUCCUACGCUUCCCCGGAGGCGUUGGCCCGGCCGUGACGUUCGACGCCGAGGCGCCGCUCCGCGAGCGGAUUCUCCACUUCAGUGCCGCCGCGAUCCGGGAGCUGAAGGCGACGGCAAACCACUCGAAAAGAACAGGUCACCAAGACGCCGAGGCUAACGGCAAGCUCGUGCAUGACUCCAGACUUCAUGGACGUUGUUCCUCUGAAAUCUCAUCGUUCCAAUCGCUGUGCGCGCACAUCUGGAGGGCCGUGACGCGUGCGCGGCGGCUGUUGGCUGCCGACAAGACGACGACGUUCCGCAUGGCCGUGAACUGCCGGCACCGUCUGCGCCCGGCGAUCUCCCCGCUCUACUUCGGCAACGCAAUCCAGAGCGUGGCGACGACGGCGACCGUGGCCGAGCUGGCCUCCAACGAUCUGGGCUGGGCGGCGGCCCGGCUGCACGCCACCGUGACGUCGCACGAGGACGGCGAGAUCCGGCGCGCCGCGGCGGAGUGGGAGGGUGCGCCCCGUUGCUUCCCGCUGGGCAACCCCGACGGCGCGGCGCUCACGAUGGGGAGCUCGCCUCGGUUCCCGAUGUACGACGGGAACGACUUCGGGUGGGGCCGCGCGCUCGCCGUGCGGAGCGGCCGCGCGAACAAAUUCGACGGCAAGAUGUCCGCGUUCCCCGGCCAAGCGGGGGACGGUAGCGUCGACGUGGAGGUGUGCCUCGCGCCGGACACCAUGGCUCGUCUCCUCCUCGACGAGGAGUUCUUGCAGUACGUGUCCUCCCCUGCACCGUGA
Molecule: messenger RNA, 1512 nt
Organism: Miscanthus lutarioriparius
Lineage: Eukaryota; Viridiplantae; Streptophyta; Magnoliopsida; Poales; Poaceae
Source: the annotation of a GenBank genome assembly